AUGUCUGCUAGGAAUAAUAAUAAUUAUGGUACUCUAAGAGAUGUUAAUGAUGGUAAUAUACAACCAAAUAGAACGGUUAUUAUGACAGUACAGCAGAAUCCUUGGCUUUACAUAUGCACGAUAGUUUCAUUUCUUAUUAUUAUAGGUUUAAUAGUACCUUUAGUAAUAUAUGUGCUAAAAUAUGAGCAUUGUAAAGCAGUGCAGCCUACAACAACAUCAACAACGAUCACUUGCAUACCAGUACCAAAUAAUGGUCUGUUGUAUGGUACAAAUAAUCCUGUAACAAGUUUAACUUAUAAAUAUUAUUCAUUUUCAUAUUGUCCAACAUCAUUAGCAGCAAUAUUAACAUUUUCAUUAAGAAAUUAUCAAUCAAAUUGGUAUUUAGAUGAUAUUAAUAUGUAUACCGCACCAAAUAAUAGAACACAAGGAAUAGUAAAUGGCGGUUUUGAAUCCGGUAGUACAUUAGGAUGGGAAAAUACCGGUUCAUGUAAAGGUACAAUUGGUACUGGCACAUUUGCUCAUAGUGGUAAUCAUUAUUAUUUCUCUAAAUGCAGUCCCAAUAUUGAUUAUCUAUCACAAAACAUUACAACAAUUAAAGGACAACUAUAUUAUCUUGAUUUUUGGUUAUAUACUGAAAAAUCUAAUGUUACUAACACAUUAUUAAAUGUAACAAUUUUAUCAUAA
Messenger RNA from Didymodactylos carnosus, 684 nucleotides. Lineage: Eukaryota; Metazoa; Rotifera; Eurotatoria; Philodinida; Philodinidae. The record is from the annotation of a GenBank genome assembly.